Messenger RNA from Entamoeba invadens IP1, 2154 nucleotides. RefSeq lists its product as hypothetical. The coding region runs from base 1 to 2154 and encodes 717 amino acids. NCBI's taxonomy places the organism in Eukaryota, Evosea, Mastigamoebida, Endamoebidae. The record is from RefSeq and is a predicted model, not a curated record. The transcript has 3 exons.
AUGGCACAAACAAGAAGUGGACAGGGGAACAUGAGUUAUCGUAUUGAAAUCCAACUGAUUUCGUGUUCAUUCAAAACGCCCGUCAACAACGUUUUUGCUCUUUGUCGCGUGAACCGAAGACUUUUAAAAAUCCAAAUUCCACAAAAGGGGUGUCCACAAAACGCCUUUGUGUAUAUUUUAGCAGUGGAGGACCUCCCUAAAGUCCUUUUCUUCUCAUAUUUUGACAUUAAUGAAAUUUCGUUGGGGACGACUACAAUACCAAUCAAAGAAUAUUAUUCACUCACAAAAUGUUACUCAAUAGAAAAGUGUGGUAAUGUUGGCGAGAUUUGUAUCUAUCUAAGAAUUGUCCAAAACACGACGACUGAUAUAGUGAAUGUCGCAUUUUAUAAAGGGAACGUCCCCAUGUGGAAACGUGGGACGUUCACUCUACCAUUUUCGUAUCUGAAUUUUCCCCAAAAGCGGGUUGUGCAGAAGACAUCCCCUCCGCCAUUUGUCGCCUUUUCACCGCAACACACGUACACAACAACUCCGUUGAAAUUUCCAAUGAAAAUCGGAACGAAAAAUGUGCCCCCCAAAGUGGAGCGCUCCCCAUCAAAUGCCCCCACAACAAUUAAUCCGUUUUAUCAAGAACAGUUGUACGGCGUUAAACUCACACAAGGGAUCUCUUCAAUAGUUUUCACAAUGAAGACGCCACUGUACUAUUCAGUGUAUUAUAUUAUAAAGAAUAACAACGUGCCUUUCAUUAAUCCAAUGAAUAGUCCUGGCAAACUCCUUGAAUCUAUUGGACAAGUCCAACUUGUGACGUUGUUUCUUUCUCUUGUGUUAAACAAACGAAUAGCACUGUUUUCAAGAUCGGUGACGUCUGUUGUGUUUUCGGUGACACAACUUCUCGACUGCUUAUGUCCACUGAAGUACUCGCACUUUUCUCGAGCCCCCGCAGAGUACUCAGAUUUUGAGAAUCAAGGCCCGUUUUUGCUUGGAAUAGUGUCGCAACAAGCGGAGGAUGAUUGCGUUGAAUAUUCGAGUCGAGGGAUCAUCUGUGUGAAUGUGGAUAGAGGAACGGUGAUGGGGCCUAUGGUAGCGGUUCCAUUAAGUAUGCAAAGGGAUUUGUUUGCUGCACUUCGAGUGUUAAAGAGUGCCCAUGAUGAUCGGACAUAUUUAGCGUUUCGGUGGUAUGUUGCGAAGUUGAUAGAAGGGGUUGACGAGUUUAUAGGGUUUUUGUGGGUAUCUGAUAGCCCGCGAGUUGUAUUUGACAAGGAGAAAUACUUCUUGUGUUUUGAGAAUGACUUGUUUGAGUUUUUAACGACGUUUGUGAAGACGGCGAUGUUCAGUGAAGUCUUGUAUCGUCCUGAGAUGUUGAACGAAGCAAAGGGGUGGUGGGGUGGUUUAUCAUUUAGUGAGAUCUAUUCGACGAUAUCUGAUUUGACUAAGAACAUUUCAUUAGGUGGGAAGGUGGGAGACGUUGCCCGUUUUUCCGAAUUAAUGCGGAGUUGGGAUGUGGAGAAGAAGAUUAAAGGAGUGGAGAUUGCUCCGAAGGGGACGAACAGAUUUGAAAGAGCUUAUUUGAUAGAAGAGGAGCGACAAACAAUUCAGCGCCCGAGCGAAAUCAAUUGGAGACGAUUGAAUGAAAGUCUACGGAAGCGACGAGUACGAAUUGGAGUGUGUCAAGCGUUAGAAGAAUUGACAGGAGAGACUUUACUAGUGGAUCAAGCCCGAUUUGAAGGGUUGAGUAAAAUAAUGAAUGAAGUGAUGGAAGUUUCUUUGAAAGAAAAGGACGAUGAGGUUGUUGGACGAAUCAUCGAUAUCACAGACAACAUAACAGUGUCUUCCGGUCAAAAGUUGGUGACUCGAUUAAGGAAAUUGGAUGUGACGAAUGAAGCAUGGAGAUGUGUAGCAGAGAGACGUUUAGUUGCGAGUAAAAGUGAAGUCUAUGGCACUAUCAAUUUGGUCGAAUAUGUCUCAAACUUCGACAAGUUACCACCGGACCAGAAACAUCGGUUACGAGUUUUCGAAAACACAGAAGCGACUCGUGUUUUAGGGACAGUUAUGGACGUGAUGGAAACGUUAAAUGUGAAGAGCAAAAUUAUAGAAGAAAAUAUUUUACAGAUUACGCAGAUGAUCCCCGACCAGAGUAUGGCUCACAAGAGUUUUUAG